Molecule: messenger RNA, 2913 nt
Organism: Symphalangus syndactylus (siamang)
Lineage: Eukaryota; Metazoa; Chordata; Mammalia; Primates; Hylobatidae
Gene: CHMP7
Product: charged multivesicular body protein 7
Biological process (GO): late endosome to vacuole transport via multivesicular body sorting pathway; vesicle budding from membrane
Cellular component (GO): ESCRT III complex; cytoplasmic side of plasma membrane; multivesicular body
Source: RefSeq, a predicted model, not a curated record
GAAGAUUUGCGGAACUUACUUCACGCUCAGGGCGGCGGUGACGUGUGAACGAGAAGGAGGUGGUCAAGGAACGGAAGCCGGGAGGGAACUAGGGCGGAAGCGGACCAGGGCCAGGCUUGUGUUCGGAGCCUUGCCGGGGCUGGGGUUCCGAUGUGGUCCCCGGAGCGGGAGGCCGAGGCUCCGGCCGGGGGAGACCCGGCGGGCCUACUGCCCCCCGAGUGGGAGGAGGACGAGGAGCGCAUGUCCUUCCUGUUCUCCGCUUUCAAGAGGAGUCGCGAGGUGAACAGCACCGACUGGGACAGCAAGAUGGGCUUCUGGGCGCCGUUGGUGCUGAGCCACAGCCGCCGCCAGGGGGUGGUGCGCCUGCGUCUGCGGGACUUGCAGGAGGCCUUUCAGCGCAAGGGGAGCGUCCCGCUGGGGCUGGCCACGGUGCUGCAGGACCUGCUGCGUCGAGGGGAGCUGCAGCGGGAGUCAGACUUCAUGGCCAGUGUAGACAGCAGCUGGAUCUCCUGGGGAGUCGGGGUCUUCCUGCUGAAGCCUCUCAAGUGGACUCUUUCUAACAUGCUGGGAGAUAAUAAGGUUCCAGCUGAGGAGGUCCUUGUCGCUGUGGAGCUGUUGAAGGAAAAGGCUGAGGAGGUGUAUCGUCUGUAUCAGAACUCGCCCCUCUCCUCCCACCCCGUGGUGGCCCUGUCAGAGCUUAGCACCCUCUGUGCUAACUCCUGCCCAGAUGAGAGGACCUUCUACUUGGUGUUGCUGCAGCUGCAGAAGGAGAAGAGAGUCACAGUCCUCGAGCAGAACGGGGAGAAGAUUGUGAAGUUUGCCCGAGGGCCACAUGCCAAGGUUUCUCCAGUCAAUGACGUAGAUGUCGGGGUGUACCAGCUGAUGCAGAGUGAACAGCUUCUCUCGCGCAAAGUGGAGUCCUUAUCCCAGGAAGCAGAGAGGUGUAAAGAAGAAGCCCGCCGGGCAUGCCGAGCUGGAAAGAAGCAGCUGGCACUGAGGUCUCUCAAGGCCAAGCAACGGACAGAGAAGCGCAUCGAGGCCUUGCAUGCCAAGCUGGACACUGUUCAAGGCAUCCUGGACCGGAUCUACGCCUCCCAGACAGAUCAAAUGGUUUUUAAUGCCUACCAGGCUGGGGUAGGAGCUCUCAAACUCUCCAUGAAGGAUGUCACAGUGGAGAAGGCAGAGAGCCUCGUGGAUCAGAUCCAAGAGCUCUGUGACACCCAGGAUGAAGUUUCUCAGACUCUGGCUGGUGGGGUAACAAAUGGCUUAGAUUUUGACAGUGAAGAACUGGAGAAGGAAUUGGACAGCCUCCUUCAGGAUACCACCAAAGAACCUUUGGAUCUGCCUGACAACCCCCGCAAUAGGCAUUUUACCAACAGUGUGCCUAACCCUAGGAUCUCAGAUGCUGAACUUGAAGCUGAACUUGAGAAACUGUCCUUAUCAGAGGGAGGUUUGGUCCCAAGCAGUAAAUCUCCGAAAAGGCAGUUGGAACCGACUCUAAAGCCAUUGUAGGACCCUCAAGUGAAGGACCCUCAUGUAAAAGACAGACCAGGCUUGCUGGGUGUGUACAUAGUUAUUUAAACAAGAAACUCUCAGAAUGUGUUUGGAAGAGGAGGAAGGAGAACCACUGAUUUUAUCUGGAUGCUACUACUUAACUACAGGACAGAUAGAAUUUCUGGAAGCGAUGCUCCAAAGGCUUGCUCCCAGCUGUAUCAUGGACCUGCCUUCUCAUCUUUAUAGUGCCACAAUUUAUACAGUCCUGUGUCUGACCUGUCAUUUCAUAGCCUGCAGUUCUUGCCAUUGGCACACUUAGGUUUGUCUUCACCCACCAGCUUCGUUCCAGCCCAUGAAGGGGAAAGAUUUGCAGCUUUGCCAAAUCUGAAUCAGUUCCCACUUCCCCCUGCGGUUUUUUAGAGGGAUUUAUCCCGUCGCUAAUAUCAGUUAAAUAACUUAUUCCUGUCCCACUUGAUUUCACUGGUAAGAGAAGAAUGAGAAUGAAAUACUUCAAGGUUUUAUUUGAGGAGACUUAGCUGCCAUUUUGUGGAGAAACGUAGUAUAAAAGGUUUUUCUCUAGGGUCAUUUGUCAAAAUUCUCCAGGUGUUCAGAGAAAGAGGUCGCCCCAAGUGGCCCAGAGUCGUAACAGUCCGGAGGGGCUGGUGUGGCCGGUGGGCGCUGCCUCUUCAUCUUUUGGAGCAGGAGGUCUGCCGGUGGGGGAAAGGCUUCUUCCAAGGCUUCUGUACUCGCCUGGGAAGAGGCCCAAUCACUACAGGACCUUGAGAUGUCCAGACCCCUUAUGCUUUUCUAAAGAGGCAAAAUUGUUGCCUUGGCCCCAUCAUGGAAUAACUUAAAAAUACAUAUCUAUCUUCUAGAACAAGCCACACAAUAACACACCUCCCCUCCUUGAGCCUGGCACACAGCACCGGGCUCUCUGAAUUUGGAAAGCGUUUCACUUUGUGGCCUACUGCUCGGGGCAGGGGGGCUGAGCCAGGAUGUGCAAUAGAAGCAGGGGCUGUGCCCUCUGCCGGGAGCUGCCCGGGCCACCCAUGGACCUGUCCUGCUUCCUGCAGUCCCUGCUCCCUGCCUCCUUUGAGGGACUGGGGAGCAUGGGGUAGGGGGACAGAGGGGAAGGGGUCUGAGUGCUCUGGCAGUGGCGAGAAGAAACGAUCGCCACACUGCCACUCUGCUGCCCAGCCACCAGGAUUUCUGCCUGGAGCCCUUUGCCCUGUCCCUGCUGCCUGAGGUGGCGUAGAGCAGAGGAGAAGAAUUUGCUCCAGGCCAGGAGCACAAAUCAUUGUUCAGUGAAUUUCUCUCCAACUCGACCUUGGUAAACGGAAAUGUUGGGGGUGAAGAGAAACAAUCACUAUUUUUUUUCUUUUUUAUCUGGUAAAUAAUUAAAAGAAAAACUGAACACUU